AUGGCUGAGUCCCUAACGCACCUGGUCCCAACGGCACCCUGGUCCCUAGCGGCACCCUGGUCCCUAACGGCACCCUGGUCCCUCGGCACCCUGGUCCCUAACGGCACCCUGGUCCCUGGUCCCUGCGGCACCCUAGUCCCUAACGGCGCCCUGGUCCCUCCUAACGGCACCCUGGUCCCUAACGGCGCCCUGGUCCCUAGCGGCACCCUAGUCCCUGGUCCUAACGGCACCCUAGUCCUAACGGCACCUGGUCCCUACGGCUCCCUGGUCCCUAACGGCGCCCUGGUCCCUAGCGGCACCCUAGUCCCUGCGCGGCCCCUGGUCCCUAGUCCUAACGCACCCUGGUCCUACGGCACCCUGGUCCCUCGCACCCUAGUCCUACGGCCCUGGUCCCUAACGGCACCCUGGUCCCUGGUCCCUGGCGCACCUGGUCCUAGCGGCACCCUGGUCCCUAACGGCACCCUGGUCCCUAACGGCACCUGGUCCCUGGUCCCUAACGGCACCCUGGUCCCUAGCGGCAUGCCCUGGUCCCUGGUCCUCGGCACCCUGGUCCCUGUCCUAACGGCACCCUGGUCCCUGGUCCCUAACGCACCUGGCCUCCUGGUCCCUAUCGGCACCCUGGUCCCUAACGGCACCCUGGUCCCUAACGGCACCCUAGUCCCUGGUCCUAACGGCACCCUGGUCCCUGGUCCCUGUCCUAGCGGCACCCUGGUCCCUGGUCCUAGCGGCCCCUGGUCCCUGCCCUGGCACCCUAGUCCCUAA
Molecule: messenger RNA, 762 nt
Organism: Coregonus clupeaformis (lake whitefish)
Lineage: Eukaryota; Metazoa; Chordata; Actinopteri; Salmoniformes; Salmonidae
Product: protein mono-ADP-ribosyltransferase PARP4-like
Exons: 4
Coding region: 1-762 (253 amino acids)
Source: RefSeq, a predicted model, not a curated record